Messenger RNA from Folsomia candida, 969 nucleotides. RefSeq lists its product as uncharacterized. The coding region runs from base 91 to 708 and encodes 205 amino acids. The transcript has 6 exons. Lineage: Eukaryota; Metazoa; Arthropoda; Collembola; Entomobryomorpha; Isotomidae. The record is from RefSeq and is a predicted model, not a curated record.
ACUAAAAUACCUACGUAUCUUUGAAAAAAUUGCAUUUCGCACAUCGGAAAUAAAAAUCCUCAGUUCCAUGUCUGACAUAUUCGAGGCACAAUGUCUUUAAUUCAAGUCUGUGUACAAUUGACAAAUUGGUACAUGAUCCUCGCGCAUGGUUUCGCUGCACAUGGAAUCACAAACCAAACCGCAGGAAACCGGAGUGCAAAACAAACCGACAUUUUUUGCUAUAGCUGCAAUGUACAGUUUUGGAAUUUGGGAAGGCCUAACCAACCACCAAACCAACCACCGAACCAUGAGGACAGAUUGCAAGAAUAUGGCGGUAAAUGCCGUAACACCCUCAACUGCAAAAAGCUCCUCUGCAUUAGAAGUAGCUGCCGAAAGGAUUGCGUAGAGAAUGGAUACCCACUUCUGCAAGGACAACGACGUCAUUGUUGUUCCCGGGGGAAACAUGUCGGGACCACGACACGAUAUUGUAUUUGUCUCCCGGAUUCGGGUGGUUAUGGAUCCGACAAUUUAUACGAUUCUUCCAAGUGCACUUCCAGCAGCGAUUGCUGUAAUAAAAGAUCGAAAUGUAAAAAUGGGUUGUGCACACCGCCUGAGAGCGAUGCGAGUUGCUUAGCAACGGGAAGCCUUUGCUUCGUACCAUUUACGAAAGCCUGCUGUGGCCAGUGCGUUGUAACGGGUCCGACUGGGAUAGAGCAAAGAUGUACUUAACUAACUGAAGACGGGGGAUAAUUAAUGAAUAAAUUGUAACUUUUACAUGCAUACUCGGUUAAAAAUCUGGUGGAGUCAAACAUGUACUGGUGUUAAUUUUGUAAUAACUUUCUACCGGAUUGGUCAUAGUAAAUAUUUAUGUAGUUAUGAAAUCAAUAUCGUACUCAAGGGAGAUUUUUUAAGAAUUAUGGUCACAAUGAGAUUAGUUACGGAAAAUUGUGGAAAAUUGGCUGUACAAAUAAACGACGAAUGAUUUACGUA